AUGGCAUCACAGUUCAUUAAGAAGUCAACUGGUAUCACAGGUAUCGCAGUACAACCACAUGCUAGAAGGAUACUGUCAGAUCUAUACCAAAAGACACUGCGCGAACUUAGAAAGAUCGAUCAGCAAUCAUUCUAUCGUACAAAGACCGAGGAGAUCACUCAGUUCAGAUAUGAUGUUGUUCAGCGCGAGACUGACAUCUCCAAGAUCGAAGAGACCAUCUUUGCUGGCCAGGUCGAGGAGUUGAUCAUGCAGGCAGAGAACGAGCUCAAGGUCAUCGACAUGGUUGCCAAGGACAGACUGUGGGAGUUGGAGGACAAGAACAAACCACCAAUGAUGAUGUACUAUAACAAGUAA
This is a messenger RNA of Acytostelium subglobosum LB1, 354 nucleotides long. RefSeq lists its product as hypothetical. The transcript has a single exon. Gene Ontology annotation, biological process: respiratory electron transport chain. Lineage: Eukaryota; Evosea; Eumycetozoa; Acytosteliales; Acytosteliaceae. The coding region runs from base 1 to 354 and encodes 117 amino acids. The record is from RefSeq and is a predicted model, not a curated record.